Messenger RNA from Drosophila hydei, 1874 nucleotides. RefSeq names its product E3 ubiquitin-protein ligase TRIM33-like. Gene Ontology annotation, molecular function: transcription factor binding. NCBI's taxonomy places the organism in Eukaryota, Metazoa, Arthropoda, Insecta, Diptera, Drosophilidae. The record is from RefSeq and is a predicted model, not a curated record. The coding region runs from base 1208 to 1774 and encodes 188 amino acids. The transcript has 2 exons. Gene Ontology annotation, biological process: positive regulation of transcription by RNA polymerase II.
CAAAUGGCGUAACGCCAGCGUGGCGUGUAUAUUUUUUCAAAAACAAACAGAAUUGCGCGUUGUUCAACACGCAAAGCGGAAUUUAGGCCGUAUGCAAGGCAUGCAGAUCAAAGCUGCGCUCAGUGUGAGGUGUUCCUUGAUCUACGUCCUCCAUGCCCAUAACAUCUACAAAGCUCUCCGUUUCAGCAUUUGUUGUUGUUCGGUGACGCUGCUGCUGCUGAUGCUGCUGUUGUUGGAACUCAAUGGCCAUGCGGAAAGGAGAGUACAGAUGAUGCACUAGCUGCACACGCCGAUUCGCACCUACCUAUAAUAUCAGAAAGAUUUACAUAAGUCUAUGUAUGUAUAUCUUAGAAAACACUCACCAAUGUAUUGCAUAGCGUACAGUGCAUAUAGCCAUCGAGGGGCUUAAAACAUUCCUCGCCCAGCUCCGCUUACCAUUUGUAUAGCAAAUGUGUUUUUGCAUUUGGUCAGCUCAUGACCUUGAACUUGACGCACAAAGGCAGUAACAAAAAUAGCGCAGCUCCUUGCACACGCGCAACAUUUACAUGCGUUGAGCAAAGCUCCGUUAUUUUGUAUUAGGCACAAGCAAGAAAGCAACAGAUGACUGUGGUGAAAAUGACCAACAACUCACCACGGACUGCACUGAGAGAGUCGUUGCGCUGCGCUCCGGCUCUGAGUGCAAACUAACGGUUAAUUGCUCGAAUCCUGGCUUCGGCAGCAAUUACGACGUAAUGAACUAACUAAUGAGCAGGAAAGUGAAGAAGGAAGCACCAAGGAACUGGCUCCCCAAUAGGGAUGUCAGGUGUGGCGUUCGAAAGCUCACUCUGUAAGCAAUCGCUACUCAUGCGCUAGCAGUCUCCUGUGUGCAUAGGUUUACAGUUUACAGUUACGUUGACUUGAAUACCACUUGGCAACACUUGGCUCGCAAUCCUAUCCUUCGCUCAAUUGAGGUUAUAAAACUGUCGACUUAGUUGUCAAAUGAAAUUUUCAUUCGAAGCAUUCUUGAAGUAAGGCCCGCACAGCUUGCAACGAUUUCAAGAAAGUCUGAAAGAAAUCAAGGAAAUCGUAGUCAGUCACAAAUACUGUGAAUUCAAGAAAACAACUGCAAUUUAUAGGAAAUAAGCCAAUAAUAAGUUUGUAUUACGGUUCAUCAUGAGCUUCGUAGUUUUCCUUUUCCAUUUUAAAGCCAUUUUCUGACUUCGCAGUUAUGGAUUGGUCCUCUGGAAAACAUCCAUUGCCACCAAAUGCCAAUAACAAGCGUCUUACCGAUAAUAACAAUCAAUCAAUGAUUGUGGAUCUGACAUACAGCCUACUACGUCGCUCGCCCAGAUCCCAUCAGCCGGAUGCUGCACAUCCAUUAGCAUCCUUAAAUAAUCAGACUGAUGACACUAUGGAGGUACCAGAGCCUGCUCCAGCCCCAGCACCAGCUCCUGUCCCGGUACCAGUUCCGGCUCCAGCACCAGCUCCCGCUCCGCCGCCGCCCGCUCCAGCUGGUCCAAUCAUAUUUCCGCCUCCAUUGGCCAACGGUCAGAAGCAAAGUCAAGACAUCAAUUUGCCGGCAGAUAUCACCGAAAGCGACGAGGACGGGAAGCACCACGCCUACGAGUGCCCCAUUUGCCUGGAGAACGUUUCGGGUCGCCAGCCGGCAACAACGAAAUGUGGCCACGUCUUCUGCUACGGCUGCAUUCUCUCCGUGCUGCGGGUCAACCACAAGUGCCCCAUAUGCAGCGUUCACUUGGCCACACGUCGCGCCAUCAAACGCAUCUACAUCUAGGUGUAGCAGGCACACAGAUUACACACCCGGGAAUCAGGCAACUCACUAUCCACAGAAAGAAGCGAAAGUAAGCCGAAAAAUAACUAUCGAGACAGGUCCA